Vanessa atalanta (red admiral) is the source of this 2498-nucleotide messenger RNA. It is a transcript of the gene tank, whose product is annotated as etoposide-induced protein 2.4 homolog. The record is from RefSeq and is a predicted model, not a curated record. The coding region runs from base 127 to 1053 and encodes 308 amino acids. Gene Ontology annotation, cellular component: endoplasmic reticulum. Gene Ontology annotation, biological process: macroautophagy. Lineage: Eukaryota; Metazoa; Arthropoda; Insecta; Lepidoptera; Nymphalidae. The transcript is spliced from 7 exons.
CUAAAGUUCAAAAAGUGACAAAUAUUUCAAUAUUACGUCAAAUAUUUUCUCCAUAAUGUAACAAAACUUUUUUUUUAAUACUGUUUAUAAUGAAGCAAUAAGAUUUGCAAUAAUAACUUUUACAAAAUGGAAAGCGUAACUAAUUUUUGUGUAUCGCUUAUCAAAGGUUUUAUAGAUAGUUUACGAGGAGUCACUGUCUUAUUGUAUUUAGAUAGAGAAAUAAAUGAACGAGCUCUCAGUCGAUCGCCACCAGCUGAUUUUGAAAACAGUAAACAGAAGCAAACAAAAGUGAAACAGGAAUCAAAAGUACUUACUAGGGUUUUACAAUCAUGUAUCCUCAACGGAUUUAUAUUUCUGUUAAGCAUACUCAUAUUUGAGUAUGGCCUCCUACCUGCAGUGAAGUACUUAGUUAUACUAGUGUUUGGUCACAACCCCGGUGUGGCGCACAAUGUGUGGGGUUGGAUGCAACCCUUCCUCUCCAUGACGUUCAGGAUGAUAUGGGUGCUACCUCUCUUUCUCCUGAGCAAGCUGGUCAAUAGCUUGUGGUUUCAAGAUAUAGCAGACUCAGCAUAUAGACAUCGUAGAGGUCGUCCACAAUUCAUGUCAAGUGUCAGUAAAAUAAUUGCUGAUUCACUAUUCAGUCUUCUGGUGCAAGCUCUAUUUCUAGUUCAGAGUAUGCUAGUCAGUAUGUUACCCAUAACAUACAUCGGUGAGCUGUUAUGCUUGGUACACAUGUGUUUGUUGUACUCUCUGUACUCCUUUGAAUACAAAUGGUUCAACAUGGGCUGGGAGCUACACAAGAGACUUACAUUCAUUGAAACCAAUUGGCCGUACUUUCUGGGCUUCGGUCUACCAUUAGCUGUGCUGACACAGAUUCCCCAGUCUUAUAUAAUAAGUGGUUGUGUCUUCUCAAUCUUCUUCCCGGUGUUUAUUUUGAGCGGGAACGAAGCUACUCCGGUCACGGGAAGCGAGUGUCCGCUGCGGCUGUUCUCGGGCGCGGUGGCGCUGGCCAACGGGCUGUUCCGCCUCGCGCGGCGCCGCGCCGACACGUGAGGCCGCUCUGCGAGUGCGCUGCCAUCGGUUGCGUUGCUCACUGUUUUGUUUCAUUUUCUAAUAUUCGAUUUUUUCGUGGUACAUUUACUUCUACUUUUUUAACUAGUAUAAAUCGCUACAAUAUUUUUAUGACUACGCUAAUCCGGGUGAAGUGUGCCCAUAUAAUGUGUAAAAAAUAGUAUCAUUGAUUGAUAAAAAUUUAAACAGACGUUUGGGGCAGGACGCCUGACCCCGGAUACGCCCGUGUGGGGCGACUCGUAUAUAUAUGUAUAUAAUGUGACGGGACUGUAAUAUGGGGAUAGAAUUAAAAUAUAAUGUAUGAAACGUUCCAUGGAAGCGACCCCGCUUAUCUCAGCGCGCCUUGGAUCAUUCUCGAUCGAAACAUAUCGUUGCGAUAAACAAAAAGUAAUUUAAUAUUUGUGUUUGAUACAGGGUUAUAUACCGGUAUAUAUCGGUGUGAUUAGCGGGCGGCGGCCCGGUCGCGGAACCGGACGGGGUUUAUUUAUUGGUGGCCAUUCGCUUAUGUUUCACCAAGUAUAUUCACAUAAACGAAACAGCUUGAAAUGUUUUGUUGGUUCUAUACAAGUAUGUCAUGUUAAGGUGGGAAGUAAGGGCUGUUUGAGGAUAUUCGUUUCCGGUAUAUAGAGUGUGGUCACCGUUAGGAGUAAGACGUAGGCAAAUGUUGCUUAAUUACACUUGCCGCGAGCGCGUUGUGUACACCUGUACAAUGUUAAUGUUCUUAAUUAUUAUUUAUUGUAUCGCUACAAAAUGUUCUCUCGCGACGGAAUUCUGUUUCCAUGAAAAUGUUAAGGGUGCUCGUAAUAAUUAAUUAAUAGUUCUUAAAUUGAGAUACUUGUAUAUUUAAAUACAAACACAGACACUAAUAAUAUAUAAUUGAAAUAGAUCGGUCUGCGUGUCUGACAUGUGUGUUUUAUGAUAUACAAUUAGAAAUAAAUUAAUUACGAGUGUAUCAGACAUAAUGUGAACGGCAGGUCGUGACGUCAUCACUUAACGCGCUAAACACGAAACGCCGCGCGACUCCCGGCACGUUGUCGACAGUAGGUUUAAACAUAUAUUUAAUUUGGAUACAACUUUAUGAUGUAAAAUAUAUCGUUCCAAAUCUUUUUAUAAUUAAUACAAUAUUUUAAAACUAAAUUAUACAGUCAGUGUAUUUAAGAUGAGGACGUUUGCUACAACUGGAGACUCGUCCUAAAUAUUCGGGGAAAGGAUAAAGCAUCUGCUGUCCGUAAUCUCACUUCCGACGAGGGACAUUUUGUAGUGGUCGUUGACCAAUGGUGCCUGGAAUGUUUGGUGACAUGUAAUUACUUAUCGCUACACAUAAUGUUUAAUCGUAGUAUAGUUAUAAAGAUCAUUCUCACUCUGAAUAGUCGUUAAUUGUGAUUUUAUUUUUACAUGACAUAAUUUAUUAAAGGAAUUGACUGAUC